UUCCACAUUGAUACCAUGGGCGCCAAUGUAUAGAAUAACUUUCCACUAACACUGGAUAAAUUGAAUUUCGGAGGAAACCCUCAUGUGAUCUCAGAAACAAAAAACCCUAAUAUCGCUCCCUGAUUGGCGUUUAGAAAUGGCUGAUUCUCCUCGCAAAAAGAUUAUGCGGUCUCCUUCCCCUUUGAGAGAACACUCGAGGUCUAGGUCUAGGUCUAGAUCCUUGUCUAGGCCAAGGCAGAGAUCACUGUCCCGAAGUCGUGGAAGAUCAAGGUCCAGAAGUCAUGGAAGGGGUGAUGAUACAAAUCCUGGAAACACACUUUACGUGACUGGUCUAUCUACAAGAGUCACAGAAAGGGACCUUGAAAAGCAUUUUUCGAAGGAGGGAAAGGUUGCUUCAUGUUUUCUUGUUGUGGAGCCCCGCACGCGCAUCUCUCGAGGUUUUGCUUUUGUCACAAUGGAUACUACUGAGGAUGCCACUCGUUGCAUUAAGUAUCUCAACCAGUCAGUUCUUGAAGGACGAUAUAUCACUGUAGAGAGGUCUCGGAGGAAACGUGCUAGAACUCCCACACCCGGACACUAUCUUGGGCUGAAAAGUAGUAGGGACUAUGGUCAUGGUUAUCGUGGUGAUCGCGGUAGUAGGUAUCGCUCUGGCCAUGAUGAUUAUGGGUAUCGUAGGUCUCCAAGGCCCUCACCCUAUCAAGGAGGUCGCGAUUAUUCUCCUGUGCACUCUCCUCAUGCUGGAAGAUCAAGGAGGGACAGAUCCAGGUCGCUGCCUCAUUCCCCUUACGGUAGCCCGGGAAGGAGGUAUUCACGUGGAUCUAGGUGAUGAUGGUAUUUGUUACAAUUUAUGAUGUGUCCUUUGAAGGGAUUGAUGAAACUUUUAAUAUUGAAUGUGUUGAUGUAUUGAGCCUCAGCUUGGACUAGAACUAAGUAGUCAAAAACGGAUGUUUGGAAGCUUUUGUUCUCUGGGGUAGUGACAUUUCUUAAUCCUGUAACUUUUUGUGCUGCUGGUGCUGGUGAACUUAGCUUAACCGGUUGAGUUCAUAAGCUGUGUGUGAUUGUUAUGAAUGUAGCUCAUUAUGUUUGUGGCC
This is a messenger RNA of Mangifera indica (mango), 1091 nucleotides long. RefSeq names its product serine/arginine-rich splicing factor SR45a-like. Bases 137 to 826 code for a protein of 229 amino acids. Lineage: Eukaryota; Viridiplantae; Streptophyta; Magnoliopsida; Sapindales; Anacardiaceae. Gene Ontology annotation, cellular component: spliceosomal complex. The record is from RefSeq and is a predicted model, not a curated record. Gene Ontology annotation, molecular function: RNA binding. The transcript has 8 exons. Gene Ontology annotation, biological process: positive regulation of mRNA splicing, via spliceosome.